This is a messenger RNA of Nilaparvata lugens (brown planthopper), 1443 nucleotides long. RefSeq names its product protein TonB-like. The record is from RefSeq and is a predicted model, not a curated record. The transcript has 4 exons. NCBI's taxonomy places the organism in Eukaryota, Metazoa, Arthropoda, Insecta, Hemiptera, Delphacidae. Bases 716 to 1117 code for a protein of 133 amino acids.
CUCCUCCUCCCAGCUAACCUCCUCCUCCUCCUCGAAGAGCUUCCUCUUCAUGCUGUAACGUUGGUGGUUGGUGAUGUUGUUCAGGGGGAUUCUCCGUGGAGCCCAAUCUAGAUGAGGAGAGUUUGUUGGUGGAGUGACAGGAAUAAUGAAUUCAGGUGAUACAGCCCUCUCCAAUUCAAAAUUAUGAUGAGUUGUAGCUCCCGAGGUUGACUAAUGCAGCCUUUGCCAUGGAUGUAUCUGUGUAGUGGUUGAUGAUGAUGGAUUGUUGGAUGCUGAUGCGUUCAUGUUGAUGACUGUGAAGUAUACUUCAACUGAUGCACGAAUGAAGCUGUUGAAUCCAAUGAGUGUUACUUAUAUACUCCUUUGUUUCUCUCUCUCUGUUCUAGGUUAAGUGAGAUAGUGCAUUUUGGCGCGUCCGCUACAGACAGAAGUUUGCCACAUCCUUGAGACUCAACUGCAUUUUGUCACGUACAGCAAAGUGCAUUCAGAGAUAACAAAAUAUCAAAUCUCUCACACCUUACCAAAACUCAUCCUCUGUUAGAUUCUGCUUAGUUCGAGUGUGCAGUGCAGAUUACACCAUAAUCACUCCAGUCUUCGAGGAGGAAAGACGUGUGAAGGACAAGUAGUACGCCUGAGAGUUGGAGUCUAAUCGGAGAGACACCUAUAGCUGACAGCAUCACACUGUUGGAUCACAUCAUCAACAGCAGCAGCAAAGAUGAACCGAGGCAGUGAAUUCAGAGCAUGGGCUGUAAAUUCUCAUGCAAUUCGCCAUCUUAUUACCUUCCAAAACGAUGAGACAGACAUUGUAUCCGUACUCAAACGCUCAAAACCUCAUGUUUUUGAGAUAAUUAGAGAGCACGCUGAACGUUUUGAAGGAAAAUGGAGCCCACGACCAACACCACCACCACCACCACCAUCACUUCCACACCCCCCCACCCCCGACACCACCAUCGCCAUCACCCGGUGCCUGAGAGGCCCUGGCCCUCAACUGUACGUGAAAUGUUUGCUCCUCAGGCACCCCCCCCCCCACCGAGAAGAAGAAGACCCCCCUGCCUACCCAUUCACCUCUACCACAGUCACAUCACCACCACCACCCCCCGUUGAACACUCUAUAUAAAUCCCUGGAGAUGUUACCAGGGAUUAUCAACCACCCCCCCUCAUCCCCCUCCCACUACAUCAAAUAUUUCACUUCCCCAUCAAAUCUUUUACAAAAUCCCCCCUAUCCUCCUCCAUCCUAUAACCAAGUCCCACCAACAUCACCCCCCCCACUACACCAUCAAACCCCCCCCCCACAUAAUGAUAGUGGUCGAGCUCCACCACUAUCACCAUUACCCCCAUCCACCUCAUCAGUGAUGAUGAUUGUAAAUACAGUAUGUAUAAAUGUUAUAGCCUAUAUAUAUAUAAUUUUUUGUCCAAUAAAAAAUAUUUUUUAUACAGAAAAAA